CUGUCUUCCAGUAGUUCUCCACCCACCAACCAAGAUAGCGAACGCUGCUCAGCCAACGCGGGUUCCCGUUCCCAAACAUAUGGCAAAAAUAGCCUAUUUUCUUUCUUUCAACGUUGGGUCCACUACUCUUUAAAAAUUCCGCCGAAAAAGAGAAGACGAUUUUCCAAAACCUUUCGGCCGUUAUCUCACGGCUCGCCUGUCUCUGUACAGGUGUAUGAGCGCUACCCAGAGGGCCUAGGGGCGGCCCUUUACAGGGAGCACUUUGACUUCAACGCUGAGCCACCUUGGGAUCCUAGCUGAUAGUGGGACAGGUCCAUCUCCUGACUUGUCCAUUUUGUUGCAUACCGGCAGGACCCCAUUGGCUCAGUCGUGACCCCCUGGCUCGUUUAUUUCUUUAUGAUUGUCUGCUUAGUGGAAUACAGUUAAGAUGAAAGGAUUCCCCGACAAACCAAGCUACAUUAUCGAACUCCUGGAGGGAGGAGUUACUCUGGAAGACGUUAUUGAUGGACACAUCUGCGAACAAGAUCAGGUGGAGAAAAGUGCAUUUGUGGUGGGUGACCUUGGUGCCCUGAUGCGCCAGCAUACAUGCUGGCAGGGCCUGGUGCCCCAGCUGCAGCCUUACUACCCAGUCAAGUGCAACAGCAGCCCUGUAGUCAUUGAGGUGCUGGCCUCCUUGGGCCUGGGCUUUGUUUGUUCCAACAAGGCUGAGGUGAGCCUGGUUCUGGAGCAUGGUGUGCCACCAGAAAACAUCAUUCUGUCGAGCGCUUUCAAGCAGCUGGCACACAUCAAAUAUGCUGCCAAGAACCGCAUACAGCACCUUGUGUGUGAAAACGAGGCCGAGUUGUCCAAGAUUGCUCGUCUGCACCCUGAUGCAAAGCUGCUGCUGCAGUUAACUACCGAAGCGCACGCAGCAGAGACCAGCAUGUCCUUUGGCUUCUCACUGAAGAGCUGCAGACAUCUGCUUGAGAUGGCCAAGGAGCUGGGGGUCCAAGUGGUAGGAGCAGCCUUCCACAUCCCAAGCUCCUGCCAGGACCUCCAGCAGGCCUACACCCACGCGCUGUCGGACGCUCGCUGUGUUUUUGACAUGGGGCUGGCUUUGGGCUUUAACAUGAACAUCCUGGAUAUCGGUGGUGGAUUUACUGGCUCAGAGUUCCAACUCAAACAGGUUGAGUCUGCUGUCCGGCCUCUCCUUGAUGCUUACUUCCCCCAACGAUCAGGUGUGCAGGUUCUGGCCCAGCCUGGCUGCUUCUAUGUGGCCUCUGCUUUUACCCUGGCUGUCUGUGUAAUAGGCAAGGAGGUGGUGACCCACUGCUGGGAGACUUUGUCUCAAGCCGAGAAGAAUGAAGACACAGAGUUCCUGUACUACAUGAACGAGGGCGUUUAUGGCUCUUUCAGCCACAAACUCCUAGGAAGCAGCAUCACCAUCCCAUUAGCGCAUAAGCAUGCAUUAUGUGCAGGCGAAGCCGUGUAUCCCAGCAGUCUGUGGGGCCCAUCACUGGACCAGCUGGACCAGGUGGUGGAGCGCUGCCUUCUGCCAGAGCUCAUCGUGGGAGACUGGCUCCUCUUCUCCAACAUGGGGACAUGUGGUCUGGAGGAGUUCAGCUGUGCCUCCAUUUCCAGCCAGCUGCCUGUCUACUACACCGUCUUCACCUCUGACUGGUACGAAAUGCAGGAGGCGGGUGUGGCUCUGGAUAGUGCCAUGAAGAACUUCUCCAUGCUCCAGUACAGCGCGUAACUACGCUCGGCCCCUGUCUCGUUUCGUAUUGCACAGAUGUUCCUUCCUCUGCUUUCACCAUGUGAGAAGAGAGGUUGGCGUGGUAUUUCGGACUGAGACUAAUUGUGCUCAACAUUCCAGCCACCUUGAGAAAAAAAAAGCUGUGUCUUAUCAGAGUAUUUCCUUCCAGAGUUUGACUUUUUGGGGGGGUUUAUUUGCUUCUUGAAAUGGGAAACAGUUAGUUGUGUGAUACCUCGAUUUAAUCCUCAAUUUGCCUGGUUGAUAAUCAAAAGUCCUGCUCCUUUCUCAAGGACUGAAUCUGUCGGCUAAAAGAGCGUUAGUCUAAGCUCGAAUGUUAUUAUGCAACAAAAUGGAUGACUCAUUGGAGAUGGGAGCCCAAACAUGUUUGGGAAGGUUUAUUUUUGAAUUAAAAUCAGUUUACAAAUUGUAUAAUUUAAUCAGUUAAAUCAAAUUGUCUCUUGAUAAUCUGACAGUCUUGUAAACUCCAGCACAUUUUGACUGUACAUGAUUUUUUUGUUUUGUUCUUGUUCUCUUUAGAUUCAUUACUUUGUCAGACGCCUUUGUAUAAAAACGAUAAUGAUCUACCCUUACGCUCGACUACACCUCAACUUGGUGUUUUUAUUUAUUGGAAUCAAAUAUUACAGUGACAUAUUUCAAACUCCAUCUUUAAAUGUAUGUUGUCCAGGUAAUAUGCUGUGGCCCGUCUAUCAGUGUUUUCCUGAUAACAUAUUUACAUGGUGUUUAUUUAUUAGCUUUUUUAAACGCUACAGGAUUAGAUGUGCUGUGACCUCGGGUUUCUCUUCGUUCAAAGGGAGUGGCAGAAUUGUCCUUGUUGCACUUCCCUUUGCUAAUGCAGAGAAACCACAUAGUAACACACUCCUCGUCUCCAACAGAGAAGGAGGUCAAUCUGAUUAAAAACGCACAAAUUUAUUUGGACUAAAAGAACUCGAAGCAACGAGCUUUCAGAUCUACACAUUGGUGUCGCUCUUGGUCCCUUAAGAAGGCUCUCCAACGCUAGCUGUCUUAGUGAAGUAUGAUAAUAAAAUCUGAUACCAAAAGUAAAUAAAUGUCUAUCUUUAAAAUGAAAGGCAUUUAUAGUUGAACACAGGCAUCUCUGAUAAAUAUGAUACGUUAGAUCUUUUAUUGUGCCUCAUGAAAAACACGAGGGGCACACCACAGUCUCUUGUACAGUUUCACGUUUGAUAACUUAAUAGGUAAUGUGACUCAGCAGCUGUUUAUAAGAAUCCUGCCCUUGUGUUUUACAAGUGACUAAUGUAUUAAUUGUCUGAGGCACUAAUGGACCAUAGCCUGUUUUGACUGUAAAUUGUGCUUGUUAAAGUAAUGAAAGUGAUUAAUUUAAUACAUUUCUGACUACAAAAUCUA
Girardinichthys multiradiatus is the source of this 3118-nucleotide messenger RNA. It is a transcript of the gene azin1b, whose product is annotated as antizyme inhibitor 1b. The transcript has 11 exons. Gene Ontology annotation, biological process: negative regulation of protein catabolic process; positive regulation of polyamine transmembrane transport. Lineage: Eukaryota; Metazoa; Chordata; Actinopteri; Cyprinodontiformes; Goodeidae. Gene Ontology annotation, cellular component: cytoplasm. Gene Ontology annotation, molecular function: ornithine decarboxylase activity; ornithine decarboxylase activator activity. The record is from RefSeq and is a predicted model, not a curated record. The coding region runs from base 428 to 1735 and encodes 435 amino acids.